Molecule: messenger RNA, 2236 nt
Organism: Cervus elaphus (red deer)
Lineage: Eukaryota; Metazoa; Chordata; Mammalia; Artiodactyla; Cervidae
Gene: APOM
Product: apolipoprotein M
Exons: 6
Coding region: 1554-2120 (188 amino acids)
Biological process (GO): cholesterol efflux; high-density lipoprotein particle assembly; high-density lipoprotein particle clearance
Cellular component (GO): low-density lipoprotein particle; high-density lipoprotein particle; very-low-density lipoprotein particle
Molecular function (GO): lipid carrier activity; phospholipid binding
Source: RefSeq, a predicted model, not a curated record
AAAUGGGGUCAGACUGGAAUGAAACACAAGACUCUGACCCUGGGGGAUUGAGAGGGCUUCUACAGGCAGAAGGUCCGGUAGAGUUACCGUCCCUCUGCCCUUCUGCGUCUUCUCGGCCAAGGGCCUGGGCCCCACAGUGCUGCCGCUCCUCCGGCCAAACCCGUUGCUGCCGGUGUUCCUGCCUUCGCUGCCUGUCCUUUCUGGGACUUGUAGCUUAUACUUAAGUCCCGGUACUAAAAGUUUUAAUAAGCAUCUGUAUAGUGAGCCCUUAGUUGGCGCCAACCAGUUUGCUGAGGAUUUAAUAGCCUUACAUUUAAUAGCGUCUCAACAUCUAACUAUUACAUCCCUUUUAUGGUGAAUGUCAGUGGCAGAACUGACAAAUCCAGGCCUACCAGACUCCCUUGGGUCAAGCACUUCUAUUUUACUGCCCCAAUAGCUUGCAUUUUAGUUUUUUGUUAUAAAAAUAUAAUGAACCCUCAGCUAUUCAUCACCCAAAUUUUAUUCUUCAGCUAAAUCGCAAGCCUCACCUCUCAGAAUAAAUCUUUAUGGCAGCCUGUGGGUUAUAAAUAAUCCAUAAAGUAAGUCCCAUCUUCUUGGCACUGGCCAAUGACUGCCUCUUGACAAUUCUUUGCCUACCUCCUAUUACUUGAGAACGUAAUACCCACGAGAGACUAGUAAGUGCUUUACAAACAUUAUUAAUUAUAGGGAAUACUUUGGAUUUAUGUGCAGGCCUUUGCUAAGGGCUUUAUAUGCUUUAGCUCUUUUAAUCCUGUGAGACUGAUGAUUUGCUCAUUUUAUACAUGAGAAAACAGGCACGAUUAAUAAAAUUGUCGAAAGUAAGGGUUUGGACCCACCCUGCUUGACACCACUGUCUAUACUCGUUAACCACGAGAUUGUGUAGCUUCUUGCAGUAAUAAAAAUAAAGUGAAUGAACUUGUGUGUCCGCAGACUUUUCUGGAGGGUGUACAUAGUUUCUCCAAUGAACAACUUCAGAGAGAAAGCCGCCCAUCCACAUACUUCAGCACCUGGUACAUACCUGUUGUAAAGCACUUACCAGGUGGUAUUGCAAUGAUUUGUUUACACAGCUAGUUCUCCUUAGACUGACUUCUUCAAGGCCAGGGACUAUGGCUUACUUUUAUGUUCCCAGGGCUUAACCAGUUCCUGACAAACUGGAACUCAAAAACAGUUUGCUCAGUGAGUGACUGGUAGGAUCAACCCAUCUCUCUUCAGUGCUGCACAGGACAGCAGAUAUACCAGCUCAGGGUUUGAAAGAUCACCUGGAGGUCUCAGCUGUCUUAACUCCUGGGAGACCCUGGACAUGCCAUGAUGUACUGUGGAGUGGUUGCAUUUAGAAGAGGGGGAGGAAGUCCUGAACACUGUAAGUAAUCCAUGGUUGGGUUGGAAAACAAGAUUGAAGUUACUCAUUAGCGGGUGAAAGGGUCAAGGGUCGAGGCAAGGGGGCUGGAAGCAGACUAUACUGAGCAAGCGAGCUAGGGAGAGCAGUUAAGGCACCAGCCACUCCACGCAGAGCACCAGCUCCCUCCUGCCUGAAGAUGUUCCACCACAUUUGGGCAGCUCUUCUCUACCUCUAUGGCAUUCUCCUUAACUCCAUCUACCAGUGCCCUGAGCACAAUCAACUGACAACUGAAGGAAUGGAUGGGAAAGAGUUUCCAGAGCCCCACCUGGGCCAGUGGUAUUUUAUCGCAGGGGCAGCUCCCACCAAGGAGGAGUUGGCGACUUUUGACCCUGUGGACAACAUUGUCUUCAACAUGGCUGUGGGCUCUGCCCCCAUGCAGCUCCAGCUUCGAGCGACCAUCCGCACGAAAAAUGGGCUUUGUGUGCCCCGGAAAUGGAUCUACCACCUGUCUGACGGGAGCACAGAUCUCAGAACCGAAGGCCGCCCUGACAUGAAGACCAAGCUCUUCUCCAGUGCAUGCCCAGGUGGAAUCAUGCUGAAAGAAACAGGCCAGGGUUACCAGCGCUUCCUCCUCUACAAUCGCUCACCCCACCCUCCUGAGAAGUGUGUGGAGGAAUUCCAGUCCCUGACCUCUUGCCUGGACUUUAAGGCCUUCUUACUGACUCCCAGGAAUCAAGAUGCCUGCGAGCUGUCCAGUAACUGACCUGUGGCUUCACCUAUGCCCUCCAGAUGGAUACAGCAGGAACUUGUAUGGUGAAGGGAGAAGCUGGAGACUCCCAACUCUCUUUCAAAAGUAAUAAAGAUGAUUUUCCAAUCCUC